This is a messenger RNA of Paecilomyces variotii, 1772 nucleotides long. Its product is annotated as putative oxidoreductase. The transcript has 4 exons. The coding region runs from base 111 to 1706 and encodes 531 amino acids. Gene Ontology annotation, molecular function: FAD binding. NCBI's taxonomy places the organism in Eukaryota, Fungi, Ascomycota, Eurotiomycetes, Eurotiales, Thermoascaceae. The record is from RefSeq and is a predicted model, not a curated record.
CUUGUGUAGCACUGCCAGCGCCACAAAUACACACGGCCAAACAGAAGUAAUAGAUACCUACCUUUCUGGCGGAAGAGGCAAGGCAGAUUAGGAAAGUGGAAUCAUUAGUCAUGGUCUAUGUGAUAACUAUUGGGGGCCGCUGUAUUUCCAGCUCCAAGGAGAGUCGCAAUGGCAUUAUUAAACGCUGGAUGAAUUCUCUCCUCUUGACCAGCUUCUUACGCUCCCACCUACUUUCUGCACUACACCAGUCAACUCUCGAGGACAGGACUAUCAUGGGCUCUCCUGGGAGUCUCUGCCUCGUCCAGUGUGUUGCCCUCACAGCUCUGCUGGGCCAGCAGAAAGUUGCUGUUCCCGGAAGCCCUGCUUAUACGGAAUCACUGGGUUCCUACUUCUCGCAGCAGGAGGCUGCCGUACAGCCUGCGUGCAUUGUUCUCCCAGAGUCAGCCUCAGACGUCUCGCAGACGGUCGUAGCUCUCCAGCAUGAGCGUUGUCCCUUCGCGGUUCGCUCGUGCGGCCACACUGCCUGGGCAGGUGCAGCCAACAUUGCAGACGGCGUCGUGAUUGAUCUCCGUCGUCUAGAUGCCAUCGAACUCUCCGCGGAUCAGUCGACCGUCUCGGUCGGCGUUGGUGCUUCCUGGGAUAUGGUGUACGCCAGGCUCGACCCUCUCGGGCUGAGUGUGAACGGCGGUAGAGCCGCUGGAGUAGGAGUUGGUGGCCUCUGCCUGGGCGGUGGCAUCUCCUACUUUUCACCGCGUUAUGGCUGGACCUGCGACACGGUCACCAACUACCAGAUUGUCCUCGCGGAUGGCGCUAUUGUCAACGCCAACACUAAGUCUAACCCCGACUUAUUCCAGGCCCUGAAAGGUGGAAACAACAACUUUGGCGUCGUCACCCAGGUUGAAUUGACCACCUUCGAGCAAGGGAACGUAUGGGCCGCCACCGUCUACAACGACCUCAGCCUCGUCGACGAGGUCAUAGCCGAGUUCGUCAAGCUCAACUCGCCCACGGCAUACGACGAGUAUGCCUCUCUGAUCACGGCGUUCGGCUACUCCCAGGCACGGGACUUGGCGGUUAUCUCCAGCAAUCUCGAGUACACCAAGCCCAUUGAGAAUCCGCCAGUAUAUGAGGCCUAUCUGGCUCUGCCCAGUCUGAUGAGCAAGUCUGAGAUCACGAACUUGACGAACCUUUCCUUCGCGACCCAGGCCCUGCAGCCAAACGGAGCAAGAUCGUUUUCCCUCGUCACCACCCUCGUCUCCUCUGCACCAGUCAUCAAAGCUGCGUACGAAGCAUGGAAGGCUAGUCUCCCCGCUGUUAAAGAUAUCCCCAAUAUUGUCUACGCGCUCGCACUCGAACCGCUGCCACCAAUCUUCUACUCCCGGCACGCCAGCACCAACGCUCUGGGCCUAGAAGACCGGACCGCCUCGCUCAUCGUCGUGCUCAUUUCAGUGACCUGGUUUACAUCAGAGCACGAUUUACUCGUGAGCGAGACGUCGCAGUCGCUGCUGGACGAGAUCAAUGCUGCCGCCGCGAAACUGGGUGGCUUGGACCCCUAUAUCUAUCUGAACUACGCGGGGCAGGACCAGGAUCCUAUUGCGAGUUAUGGCGCAAAGAGUGUUAGUCAGUUGCAGCAGGUGAGGGCGAGGGUAGACCCGAACAAGGUCUUUACUGAUCAAGUCCCUGGAGGGUAUAAGAUCCCUUCGUCGUAGAGUAAGUACUGUGACCAGAGAGUAUUAUUUGAAUAUAUUUGUAGUACUUGAAUAAUAGAAGCCUAU